Messenger RNA from Linnemannia hyalina, 855 nucleotides. The record is from the annotation of a GenBank genome assembly. NCBI's taxonomy places the organism in Eukaryota, Fungi, Mortierellomycota, Mortierellomycetes, Mortierellales, Mortierellaceae.
AUGAUCCUAGCCGACGUCUUCGCAUCUUCAAACUAUGCCCGGGAGUGCGAAUUCUCAACAAACAUCCUCGACGACCCCGUCGUCAUCCAAUUCGCAGCCUCCAACGGCUUCGACCUCGCCAACGCCGCAGAACUCGCAGCGCCCUUUGUGUCGGGGAUCGAUAUCAAUUGUGGGUGCCCUCAGAAAUGGGCGAUUCAGGAAAAGAUUGGGUCGCAUUUAAUGUCGGAUCCGGAGACGGUGAGGGAUAUGGUUAGGCAGGUUAAAGCCAGGGUGAAUGUGCCUUGCUCGAUCAAGAUCCGGAUCCAUCGGGACCUGAGGGAAACAGAAGAAUUCGUCAAAAGAGCACUAUCGGUCGGAGUUGACUUCAUCACGGUCCACGGCAGGACGAAGCGACAAAAGUCCACAGAACCUGUCAGUCUGGAAGGCAUGAAGCUUGUCAAGGAAGUCUCAACCGUCCCUGUGUUGGCUAACGGGGAUGUGUUUACCAUGCAGGAUGCUAAUGAUAUUGUUGCCGCUACUGGUGUCGAUGGAACAAUGUCGGCAAGAGGCAUUCUGGAGAACCCAGCACUAUUCGCAGGACACACAGUAACACCCUGGGAAUGCAUUGAGGACUAUGUCGACCUGGCUUUAUCCUACGGGACAAACGCCUUCAUCUUCCACCACCACCUCAUGUACAUGUUCGAAAAGAGCAUGAGCAACGCAGAGAAGAGGACAUUCAACUCAUUGACGACCACCUCGGCGAUACUGGACUACCUCGAGGAGCACUAUGGACUAGACAUUGCACGGAAACGAGUCGAAAGGGCGGAACAAAAGUUGAAGCGGGAUACCAAUAAUAACAUCGAUAUUACUUCAUAG